AUGGCUCCCACACUGGAGGUACGCUACGAAGAGAGCGCUAACAGCACCGCUCUUCCUACUAAGGCCAGAGCCUCUCCAAUCUCAUCAUAUGUCCCAGGUCGAACAGUUGUCCAAAAGCACGACACAUACAAGUAUGAGGACUUGAAGCCGUACUUUCCAGACAAAACAUGGCCAGCCUUAGAAGAAGUACUCUACACAGAUAAAGCACACUUUGGCGAUCCAACAUUCAAGAAUCUCCUUUCAACCGCUACAGACAUCUUCGACUACAACCCAAAAGUCGGCACUGAAGUCCACGGUGUAGACCUCUCCAUACUCACAGACGCAGCCAAGAACGACCUUGCUCUCCUCAUCGCCACGCGAGGUGUGGUCUUCUUCCGCAAUCAGAAGAACCUGUCCAUUGAGAAGCAGCGAGAACUAGGCGCUUACUUCGGAAAGUUACACAAGCACGCCACGACUUCUGUUCCCAAGCGUGGAGACUUGGAUGAUGUACACGUGGUGUACACGGACGAGAAGUCGAGAGAUCAGAGAGCCAUGUUCGCGCCUAGCUUCCUGUGGCACUCGGACGUCACUUAUGAGAUUCAACCACCAUCUUACACGUCGCUGAAAGUACUCACUGGGCCGCCUCGAGGUGGUGGUGGCGACACGCUGUGGUCUUCACAGUAUGCUGCUUAUGAUGCACUUUCUGCGCCAAUGCAGAAGUAUCUCGAGUCGUUGACUGCGUUGCAUUCUUCGCAUAUGCAAGCUGAAGGGUCGCGAGCUGCUGGGAGGACAGUGAGAAGAGAGCCGAUUGUUACGGAGCAUCCGUUGAUUCGUUCUCAUCCUGUGACAGGCUGGAAGGCGUUGUUCUUCAACCCAGGUUUUGUGACGAAGAUUGUGGGAAUUCCAAAGGUGGAGAGCGAUGUUAUUAUUGGGUACUUGAAUGAGAUGGUUGCUACGACUCAAGAGUUACAUGUUCGGUUUCAAUGGGGCGAUGACGAUGUGGCGUUUUGGGAUAACAGAGUUACGAAUCAUUCUGCUUCUUAUGGAUUCGCACCUCAUCGGAGACACGCUGUGAGGGUGGCUUGCCAAGCGGAGAGACCAAGUCUGGCUCCAGAUGCCAGGAGCCAGGAGGAGGAUUUAGCGAAGAAGUAUGGCUUACCUAUUGUCAACAAAGAUGGGAGUCAGCAGAGUAACUACAACGAUUGA
Molecule: messenger RNA, 1185 nt
Organism: Cadophora gregata
Lineage: Eukaryota; Fungi; Ascomycota; Leotiomycetes; Helotiales; Ploettnerulaceae
Exons: 2
Coding region: 1-1185 (394 amino acids)
Cellular component (GO): cytoplasm
Molecular function (GO): 2-oxoglutarate-dependent dioxygenase activity
Source: RefSeq, a predicted model, not a curated record